CUUUGUAGGAAGGAAUUGGAUGUACCAAUGAAUAUGAACAGUUUGGGUCUUGCUGGAUCAUGUGAACCGAUAUAGCUAUGAUCAUGGAUUCCUGCGAACAACACAUCGGUCGAUCAAAUGUAGGUGUAAGUUUGUAAGAAGAAAACAAAAACCCAUAAGAGAGAAUCUGAGCAAUCGCACCUUGACGGUGGAAGAACAGCUUCCAGUCUCAGAAUAUGCAAGAAGAAUCGAUGAUUUAGCCAUUAAACAGCUUCUAUAUUGAAAGUGAUACUGUAUUCAAUAGUCACGGGCAUGUCGAAACGUCUUUGCGAGAUGUUUAGGAGAUUAAGUAUAUAAACACCGCCUGGAAGAGGAAUACAAAGCAUUGAAUGUUUGAAUGUGGUAGUCCAAAGGAGUAAAUGCUUCUUAAUGGCGAUGAAUUGAUGUAUCCAUAACGUUUUAGAGGAGAAGAAUCUUAGACGAACGGACGCGAACAAAGCUAGAUCCAGAAACUAAUAAAAAAAAUUGAUCCAAAGAUUCAUCAGGAAGAUACAUCUCGAACUAUAUGGUUCUUGAUUGAGAAGGAUUCGUACGACGUCGGAUGGAAGGUGACGCUUAAACCUAAACGUUAAAGUUGAUUUCUAUUGGGCUGGCUGACUGGUUUCUUCAUCCACACUUGAGGCCCAAACACAUUCAUAAAAGCUCGUAUCAAUUGCAGUUAAUGAAACGGCGCAUUUUCCUUACCUGGACACGUGUCACGCCCACAAAACUCGAAUUUCCUAGCUGGAUGCUGAUGUGGCGCGCCCAGGAGAGAGGAAACUCUCUUUUAUAUAUAAAGAUUAAUACAAUAGAUAAUCUAUAAGAUUGGGUCUAAAUGAUGAGCAAGAAAAUGAGUGGGAGUGAAUUUUUUAUCAUUCGUUACAAUUUACAUUAUUUACAAAUAAUAUUUGUUCCUUAUAAUUUCUUAACAUUCCUUAAAAUUUAAGGAAUAAUAGAUUACAAUUAUUCCUUAUCAAAUUAGGAGAUGAAUAAUUUUUUCUCUUGUUUUAUUCCUCUUCAUUCUUUUCUUUCAUAUUCCUUAUAUUUUUUUAUGGUCACCAGUUAGAGCCAAUCUAUAUCAUUUGAAAAGCCGAAACGUUUAGAGAUUUCUACCUAAAUAUUUUAUAAUGUAAAAUCUCAUUGCAUCAUAACUAAAAAUGCAAUCAUGAUGAGAUUCCCUUGCAUUAUUUUAUACCUUUGGUCUAAUUACUAUCUACAUUAUAUAUUACAAAAUUUUCACUUAGUUUAAUUUACAAAAAUAUAUUUGAAAACAAACAAAUAAUAAAAUUUAAAAAAAACCCAAUAAAAUGCUAUGGUAACUAUUUUUAGGGAUAGCACUAGGUUCGUUCAUGGAAGUACUGCAGAGGCGGGCGUAGUCCAAAUCAACAAGAAUGUUGAUGAACCACUGAGGUUUUAAAGACAAUUUCAGUUCAUUCUGGGGUUAACACUCUCAUCCGUUUGAUGUUUGAAAGGCUGAGAGGUCAUUGUGAAGUAUAUGAGAUGUUAACUCAUGAUUUAUGUGUGUGUCUUGUUCAAAAUGGUGGUCCCUAAUAUGGAGGAGUUGAUGAUGAAACAUCUGAUAAUGCCAUUUUAGACAAUUUAUCGAGCCAAAGUGUUCACAUUGAGAAGUUACAUGAAGACAAUCAGAGAGAAUAGGAUGUUGUUGUGCCUGAGUAUCCAAAAGAGGAUCACAAUGAAAUGGUGCAGAGACUGCAGGAGGCUAAUGAUGGGUGAUGAACUUCGGUCAUGAACAACAAUACAAAAUAUGUCCACCAACGAUCUUAACAUGCAGGAGAUGUUUAAUCUGUAAACCCUUUUGCUGACAAAGGUGACGUUAGAAAUGGAUUAAAACGUAAGGGAUGGUUAACAUCAUCAGAUAGUAGUACAAGUAAAUUUACAUAAGAUAAAAAGAAGAAAAUGAAGCAGAGCGAAAAUAGGUAAGCGGAACAAAACAAAGCAAAAGGCUGAUAUGAAAGGUGAUACAAAUGGAACGAGCUCAGUAAAUGAGGAAACCAACAACACUGAGAGAGGCAAGGUGGGCCCAUAAACACCUCUUCCAACAUGAGAGUAUUGUCUAGGUCUAAACAUUGACUCGACAGUCCAACGUCUAAGGAGAUAAUCAAAAGUAUCCCCCAUACAUUAUUUGCCUAUUUAAAACGUAGCACCAAGAUGACUAUUGCUAUGUAAGUGCAUAAUUAGGUUUUCUACAUUAUGUAAUAGUCCAUGAUCUUGGACUUAGUGGUGGUUUGGUGAUUUAUUGGAAGUAUCAUGUACAUUUUAAUUUUGUUAGUCAUUGUUAUAAUAUGAUGGAUUGUAAAGUUCUGUGUAAUGAUUUUUUUCUACUUUUCAAUUAUGUAUGUUCACCCAAAUCCAUCGUUUAGGCAACAUAUAUAGGAAAGAUUGGAGAGAAUGAGUACUAAUAGACAAGGAGAAACUUAGUUAGAAUUAAGAGAUUUUAAUAAGAUCUUUGUUAAUAUGAAAAAAAACUCGAGGAAGAAUCAGGUCGGAAGUAUUUUUUUUAUCCAUUCUGAAACAUGAUGAGAAGUUGUGGUACUUUUCUUGAUUUAAACUUUGUUGGAAACAUAUUCUCAUGGGUGGGACAACGAAUAACCCAUCAUGUUCAAUGUUGUUUGGACGUAUUAUGGCAAACAUUGAAUGGUCUACAAUGUUUUCUGCACUAUAACAGAAGAGUAGAGUCAUGUGGUUAUGAGCUGAUGAUUGUAAUACCAAAUACUUUCAUGCCAUAAUAACACUUAAGAAAUGAAGAAGGAUUUAUUUUCAUAGGUCAACAAGAGAUUGCGGGGGUAGCAGAACAAUAUUUCCACAACAUCUAUAUGAUAUUGUGUUCUUGGGGUUUGAAAAGAAAGUCAUGAAGUAUAUGAAUAAUGAUCUAACAAGGGCGAUAACAAGAAAAUAGUAUUAUGAAGUUUUAUUUUUGACUAUGACCUCAUAAAGGUGUUGGACCUGAUGGUUUCUCAAUAAUUUUUAUCAACAAUUUUGGGAUGAAUUAAUCUAGGAGAUUAUAACAAAGGUGAAUGAAUUAUUUGAAGCAGGAAAGUUUGAACCUCAUCUUAAUAAUCAUAUCAAUCUACGCUUGAUCCUAAAGGUAUUUCCACAAAAAAGAUGAAAUUUCUUUAUGCAAUGUUAUUUACAAUAUAAUUUCAACUUUGUUUUUGGAAAAUCAACUCAAGAAGCAUCUUGGUGAUAUAUUCACAGAAAAUCAGAAUGCUUUCAACCCGGGAAGGAUGAUAAUUAUAAUAUUAUUGUCGCAUAUGAGAUAUUCCACAGACUGAAGUUCCCUAAGAAACAAGCUAAAUCAUAUUUGGGGAUUAAAAUAAAUAUGACAAAGGUUUAUUAUCGUUUGGAAUGAGAAUUUUUCUCAAGUCAAAAUGAGGUCUAUGGAGAUCGUUGAGAAGUGAAUAUAUUGGAUCAUUGAUUUUGUCACUACAGUUUGUUAUUUUAUUUUGAUCAAUGGUUCGUCUGAAGAAUUAGUGGAACUUACCAAAGGGAUUCGACAAGGUGAUCCACUCUCACUUUACCUCUUUAUUUUAUGUGCAGAUUCUCACACAUAAUGAGAAACCUCACGAUGGGAUGAAGAUCGCCAGUACUGCACCUCUAGUGAAUCGUCUACUAUUUGCAGAUGACUGGCUUUUCUUUACCUUGGCUAACUGGAAAGCAGGAAGAACACUUAAAGAAAAUUUUAAAACUUAUAUGAAAAUAUCUGACGGCAAACUAUAAAUCUAUAGAAGUCUUACAAAAGAUUCGGCUGUCAAGUUUCAUCAGUCAAAAGAAAAAUUAUGUUAGUCAUACACAAUAAAGGAGGCUUUAGGAAUUAUUUGGAAUUGCUUGAUCAGAAUUUUGGAAAUCGAAAGAGUGAAAUGUUCAAAUACAUUAUUGAUAAAGUUAGAUCAACAACUCAAGGUUGGAAUAAACAAUUUCUUUAUCUAUGUGAUAAAGAAGUAGUAUGAAGCGUAUGUCCUUGUCAUGCCAAUAUUCUCGAUGAAUGCUUUUAAGAUAUCAAAGCAAAUUUUGUGACGAGAUAAAAAGCAUUUUAGCAAGGUUAUGGUGGGGAUCGGGAAUGAAAGAAGAGGGUUACAUUGGCACGCUUGGGAUAGAGUUUGUGUUCCUAAGAAAGAUAGUGGGCUGGGUUCAGAGAAUUAUAAAGUUUUAACCUAGCUUUACUUGGAAAGAAAGUCUGGAGGAUACUUCAACAUCCAACAUGCCGCAUGUCCCGGAUUCUUAAAUGUAGAUAUCUCCAGAGGUUAAUAUGUUAUAGCAGUGCAGAAAAAUAAUUUUUCUUGUGAAUGGAAGCGAUGGUUCAUUUAUAAGCAUGCAGACAAAUCUGUGGAUUCCUGAUUAUCCACCCAAACCUCCAAGAGCAUUAAAACAAUCCAGGUAUUUAAACCGUUUGGAUUUACUUCAAUGAAGAUGGAAACAAAUGGGAUGAGGAAAGGCUCUGAGAUGGUCUCUCCUGAGGAUGUAGACAUAAUUGUAUCACUCAGUAUUACAUCUAGAAAAAUUUUAGAUCUACUAGGCUGGCAUUAUAAUGAAGAUAGAAUAUAUACAGUGAAGUCUGGUUAUUGUUUAGAUACACAUCUACCAUUCACUUCUAUGUUGAAUCCUAUCUUUAGAAAUGUAUAUAUUAAAUGGUGCUUGAAAGUAACUUGCCUACUUAAAUCAAACAUUUUCUUUGGAAAACGAGUCCACGAGCCUUGGUCACGUGAAAUAAUGUAUCUAGAAGAUAUAUCACAAGAGAAGGCCGAUGUAAGAGAUGUUGCUCAGCUGAUGAAACACAUAAUCAUAUUUCUUUGAUUGCAUAUAUGCAUAAAUGGUUUAGUGAGACUAUGGUAUAUCUAGUGAGACUAUUAAAAAUAGCUCAAUGACUUUUGAAGAACGCUUGGAGAAAUUUCUAACCUAUAAAACUACAUAUUCACAACCACAACAUCUUCCCCUAUGGGUUUUAUGGCGUCUAUGGAGGAAUCGAAUGUACUAAUUUUUUACCAGAAAAUAUAUAUUAGAAUUCAAUUGUUAGACAAGCUCGAAGUGAUGCAAAACAAUGGAAAGAUUGUGAACAAUGUCAGGAUAAUCACCAUGGACAAGUACGCUCUUUAACUUCAGGAAGAACAAAUAAGCAAGUUUGGGAAUGACCAUAGGUUGGCUGGAUGAAGUGUAAUGUGGAUGGUUCAUACAUCAGUUCAGCUACUCCCACACAGGUAUGAUGGAUAGUAAGAGAUGAUAAAAGAUGGUAUCAAAGAGCUAGCCAAACAAAAGGUAUGAAAACUGAGAGUCCAAUGGAAUGUGAGAUACAAACACUCAUUAUAGCUAUAAAACAUUGUUGGAGCCGAAGUUUUACAAAGAUAAUUUUUGAAAAUGAUUGCAAAAAGUGGAUAGUAUUAAUCGUAAAAUGCUACAAUUUGAUAUGUACAGCUAGAUUCGUGAAGCAAUUUAGUGGAAGAACAAAUUUAAAAUUAUACGAUUUCAGUGAAUUGGUAUAGAAGGCAACAAAGAAACAUAUAUAUUGGCAAAACAAAUUAUCCGGACCAAUGUUUUAGUUUAUUAAUAUCAAUAUCCAAUAUAUAUAUUGGCAAAACAAGUUACUCCUAUAUCAAUAUCCAAUGCAUAUUGCACAUGGUUAUGUAUGCUCGCAUUCAAAAUUAAUGAAAGUAAGUUGAUUUAAAAAUAAAAAUCGUAAACAAAUGGAAAUGUGUAAAAUGAACUUAGUCAUUCUAAAAGUAUUAUAUACCCCAAAUGUUAUAUGAUAAGAAUGUACUGUUCAAAAUACAUGCAAGCUAUGGCUAUGCUAAAAUUGAUGGCCAUGGUUAUGGUAAAAUACAAAAAAAAAUUCUUAAAAAAAUACUAAAAUUUAUUCACACUGAUAAUCGUGCACGUAGGUCGCGAAGGAGCAUGUAACGUUUACCAACCGUUGCAAAGUCGACACUAAAGUCUAAAGCCUAAACCAAAACAAAAUGCGACUUUAGAGAUGUUCGUAUAUGGGCUUACAGUAUUGGCCCAUUUAGGUUAAGUUCUAGGCGAGUGUUUACUGAUAAAGGCCUAACUAAGCUGUGCUUUGUACAAAUAUUAUUAACGACACGCUCUUGGUUAUCAGGACAAAAGAAAGCAAGUGGCAAAUUGGCAAUGCCGUCUCUGUCAAGCAGCUGGCCAUUCGCAAUACUUGCAACAAAAUUAAAACAAACGAAGUAGUUAAUGCUAUAUUUCGUUACAAUUGUUUAGAUAUAAUUUUAGAGAUCAUAUCAAUAAUUGAUGUCUUUAUGUCCGACUUGUAUUGCAUACGAACGUGAUGUCAUUUUCCUGGGUAUUACAUUAGUUAGUUGAUUGAUGAGUAUUAUUAAUUGAUGGAACUAACUAGAAAGUCAGAAUAAUGGAAAAAUAAAUAUUUAAACACAUAUAUGAUCGUGAUAAAUGAUUUCUUUUCUUUCAUUCAUCACUAUAUAUUGGUUCAUAUUGGUUUAUCAAAGUCCUAGUGCAUAAUAAGAUGAACGAGCCUUGCGGUAAUGUGAACGAGGCAUGCAUUUAAAUGAACUCGUUGAGAAAAAUGCUCCAAAUAUGAAAUUGAAAACAUAAAUUGAUGCAAAUUGCUAAACAAUAGGAUACAACUUAAAUGUGUACAAUCGAAUUAUUCGUCCAACCAUGUUGUUGUGAAAACGUUUAAUCGGGUUUUCUUCUUCUUAUAGUAUACACGUGAUUAAUCUAGAAAACUCGAAUGACUACCAUUCUCUUACAUAAAAUCGUUAGCUAAUAUUACUCAAAAUUCUGUAAAGAAAAGAAAUUCAUCUAUAAAUCUUAUAAAAUUAGAGAUUAAUACGUUUGCUACCUAAAUAGCUCGCUAAGCUUUGAAAAGGAUUGCUGUUCAGUCAUAUGUUAAUUGAGAGUUUGGCUCCACACAUUUGCGGUGUUCAGAGCAUCAGUAUCAAAGAGAAACUCUCAAGGAUCUCUUUACCAUAUUUUACAUUUACUAAAUAUUAUUAUUUUGUCACCACAUUUUAAAUAGAAAAUGUGCUAGACCAAUAAACAAGGCACACAGAGAAUGAGUCUUUUGAAAAAGCAUGGGAGUUUCUUCAUCAACAAGUGUCUCAUAUUUUUUGCUCUUAUAUAUAAAACAUUUACUACUAUGUGGUUCGCACAAAAGUUACAUGUCUUGAUUGCUUCAUAUAUUUUUGUAAGUAUUAUAAAUAUAUUCUUUUACAUAAAAUUUUUUUAUGAUAUAACGAAGUAGCAUUUCCAUCAAUAAAUCAUAAGUUCUAGAAGCUUGUGGAUUUCUUUUGAUUGUUGUACAUUCUGGGAAGGACAUAUAAUACUAUACCUGUGUUAAAAUAUACAGAAAGAUGAGGAGAUGUAAUAUUAUACCGGUAUUAAUAUAUUUUGGGAAAGACAUAAUAUUGUAGAGAUGACCAGAAGCAUUGGAAUGGAAUCUAAGCAGAAAAGGGGGAGACUGAAUUAUAUAAAAACCACAUGAUUAUACUUUUUAUGGUAAUAGUAAAGGUUCUUAAACAAUCGACAAAUAGUCAGUUGUGGAACUCUGUACGAUCUUUUCAUAUUAAUGGCCUUUCAUCAAUUAUUAUUAAUAUGUAUAAUGAAUUAAAGAUACCCUAAUGAGUCGUCUUUUUUUAGUCAAUCUUGUAUUCUUUUUGACAUGAAUAUUCAUGGUUAACAGAAACAAUUUUCUGAUAUUACGUACUCUACUAAAUAAAUAGCAAAAAUACAAAAUGAAUGAAUUUACUAGUAUAUUGGUUACAAAUUAAAAAAAAAACUGGGUGAAAAAGUAAAUAAUAGAAAAGUUGAUAAGAAUAUAAUUAGUUAAAACUAAAAUAGCAAAUAAAUAAAUAAAUUAAAAUCACACAUUUACACCAAAAUAUAGUUUAUUAAUUAAAGCAAUAUUUACCUAGUUUUAAAGUGUAUAUUUUAAGAUAAUUUGCUAGGUUGAUCAACUAAAUAAAUAAAAAUCAAUUUGCCAUCCUCUCUUGACCGUCUUUCAAAACUUUGGACCAUACGACUUUGACUCUCUCUCUCUCUUUCUAAAAUCUUUCCAUCGUAUUUGGCUGCUUCUUCUCUCUACUUUUCUUCACUUUAAUAUUUUCUAUGUUUUCAAAUAAGAAAAUAAAAAUAGAACGAAUAACUUUCCCUCCCUCCCAUGUCUCUCUCUGGUUACACAUAAGCUACGCGAUGGAGCUCUCUAAUUAUCUAUCCUCCUUCCUCAUCUUCAUCUUCAAAUUCUCAUAAUCUUCUGUUGUGUUUGGGAGAAGGUGACAUCAUCCUUCAUGGACGCAAUCUUCUUAACGGAUGAUCCGAAUACCCGGAAACAAUUAAUUGGGUCGCUAGCUCAUUCUUUCGGAUGCAUCUACGUUUCUCUCUGGUCCUAUUAUUUUCCUCGACCGUCUAACUACUUGAUAUCAUUCGAUGGAUAUUACAAUGAAGCAUCUAACGAGCCUUCUACGUCUACUGGAAGUUUAGCGAGAAGAUUGUUCCAUGAGUAUCGCCAAUCCGUCAUUCCUCUCCAAAAUGGACAUAUACCAAGCAUGGCGUUCAUGAAUAAUCUCCCAUACCUAGAGAUUCAGACACAAGAUAUUCAAAGACUUGCUUCUAACGACGCACAGCGUCUCUUCUAUCAGGAAGCAAGGAUUCAGACGGUGAUAUUCAUGGGUUGUCGGAGCGGGGAGAUCGAACUCGGAUUGACGUAUGAUGCUGCAAAUAUGAAAGUAGAAGCAAGUCUUCGAGAUUGGUUCCCUGAAGAUUUCAGUAGAAAAACUUCUCCGGUCAACUCAGACUAUCUCCGGCCACAGCCUCCUCCGUCUUCAUCCUCUUCUUCUCUUAGAUCACUAGACAGUCCCCAAAACGCCUCCGAAUAUUCCUCUCUCUUAUUCCCACUCAUCCCUAAACCUUCAACGACGACUGACGCCGUUAACGUUCCGUUGCAUACGCUGCUAGCUCCGGUCACCACAGCAGAAACAACGACCAACAUGAUCCAUCAACAACAACAAGAGCCUUUGUUUCGCAACCGUGAACGUGAGGAGGAAGUAAUGACGCAAGCUAUCUUAGCGGUUUUAUCGAUGUCUUCAAGUCCUUCGUCGCCGCAGCGAAAAGGAAAGGCCACCGCUUUUAAGAGAUACUACUGCGUGGCUAGCGGCGGCGGUGGGAGCGGUAGAGCACCGCAACCGCCGAGUGUACGGAGGCAAAGUAUGAUGAAAAGAGCUAUUUCGUUCUACAAUAGGCUUAACAUUAACUGGAGAGAGCGUUUUCCCGCUACUGGCGGCGGCAGUGAUGGAAUCGGUGGAAGCGGUGGCGGGCGUGGGCCAACCGCAACGCAGUUGCAUCAUAUGAUAUCGGAGAGGAAACGGCGAGAAAAGCUUAAUGAGAGCUUUCAAGCAUUAAGAUCUCUCCUUCCUCCUGGAACUAAGAAAGAUAAAGCAUCGGUCCUCACCAUUGCAAGGGAUCAUCUAACUUCUUUGCAAGGUGACAUUUCGAAACUACUAGAGAGAAAUCGAGAGCUGGAGGCUAAGCUAGCGGGGGAAAGAGAGAUGGAAAUUUUUUUACAAGCCGAUGAGAGGUUUAACGUUCGUAUAAUACAUAUACCCGAAUCCACAUCCAGAGAAAGGGUUUUGGAUCUAAGAAUUGCUCACAGAGGAGACAACAUUGGGGCUGAUGAUUUGAUCAUAAGGCUUCUAGAGUUCUUAAAGCAUAUCAACAAUGUGAGUUUAGUAUCAAUCGACGGUAAAACCCGAGCUAGAGAAGAUGGAGUUACUUCGGUCAUUCUCGUGAGCUUAAGGCUCAAGAUUGAGGGUGAAUGCGACGAAUCAGCCUUCCAAGAAGCAAUCAGAAGAGUUGUUGCUGACUUGGCUCACUGACAAUAAGUUUGAUUAUUUCCUAAAUCCUAACCGUAUGUUUAAUUCUUAUAAUCAUAGUUUCGUUUCUCUUCUACGCUUACAACUUAUAAUAAUAUACAUAAAAUUAAUGAUUGAUGUUAUUUACGGACAGUCUGUUUUGUUACGCUCGCGUUCGGCGGCUCAUAUCGUUUUCGAUGGUCCUCUUCGUGUUCUUAUUACUGUAGACUGUUUCAGCCGUUCGUCGCUAUUCCGUGAAUCAAUCUUGACCCAUUGUUUCUGUCAAUUAUUAUUGUUGUUAACGUCGUAUAUAGGCAAUAUUUAUUUAAAUGAAGCUGAUGUAAGCUUUUCUUUAAAAAUACAUGUUGGUAUAUUUUAUUUAUGAUUGAUGGGUAAUGUAUAAUUUAGUAUUCAAUCAUUGUACUUUCCGUCCGCACGUAGUCCGUACCGGUUUAAGUUGUAGAGAUUUUUUCGUUUUCUGUUUUGUUUAAUAAGUUGCAUAUAUUUUUUUUUAUUGUGUUCUAAUUUUAUAAGAGCAUCCAAUCAUCGAUUUUAGUCUCGUUAAUACAAUAUAUGAUCUUGUAGAAGAUAUACCAAACAAUUUUUUUAUUUAAAGAUAUAACAUAUAAAAUUGUGAGUCACGAUCUAUAGAAUCUCUCUGAAAUAUAUGUGGCUAAGUUUGAUGUUCUUCUGUCGCCCAAAUUGACUGAACUUUUUUCUUGCUAAAUGGAGAAAGGAAACGAUUACGACAUCUCAAGAUAAAAAAGGAAAAGUGAAAUUUCAAGAGACUGAAAACAUAUGGAUUUUUAUCAAAAAAAAACAUAUGGAUUAGUUCCAUUUAAGGAAUAUACCUAGUUCUCCAAAGUGCACUUUGAAUCAAACGUAUAAUUAUUAUAUGCUUUAUUUCUUUGUGUAAUAACAAAGAAAUUAUAAGACAUAAGUUUUGCAACAUAUAUAUAAUUCAAAAAAAAACUGCAAUACCGAAAAACAAAUUUUCUUAAUACAGAUUAUUUGAUAGACAAUGAACGUCAUUACAAAACUUAAAAGAUGCAAUUUACCAUUUUACAAGUAUGAACUAAAAAAUAUCAUUUGAUUUUCGAAAAAUAAAUAAAAUGUAAUUGCGAAGAAAAUGAGGGUAUGUGGGCUAGAGUGUCGCAGAACAAAAACAUUUGCAGUCUGCAGAAAAUUCAGAACUUAGGUUUUUGGAAGACGGCAGUUUUGACCCGAUUCAGAUUAAGGAAGAACCUUCUUCUAAGGUAAUCAUCUCCGAACCUCGUAAAGCUUUAUUAACUUUUUUUCUAUAUCAGCUACUCAGGUUAUUGAAAUAAUCUUUAUCAUAUUAUAUAUUGAGAGACUCCUAUGUACAAUGUAUUUAAAAGAAUAAAUCAACACUUAAACACGUGGAGCUUUAGAAGAUUAUGCUUCUAGUUACUUAAAGAUGAAAAGGAGGUCGGCUAUUUUAAUAGAAAAAAGUGAGAAACCCAAAAGCUUAGUUAAAAUGUCCUGAAACAUUGUAUUUAACUAGAUUUUUAGUACUAUAUAUUCCUUCCGUUUCAAAAAGUUACAUAUUUUAAAAAAAAAUUAUUUAAAAAAUAUAUUUUUAAUGCAAUUUUUAUCAAUUAAUAAUGAAAAAUUGCAAACUAUAAAAAUAUUAAUUAUAUUUUUUAAGUCUUGUUUGUUUAAGAAUAUAUAAAAUAAAAAAAUUACAAAAAACUAUACAUUAAUAACUAAGUUUUAUUAUAUUUUAUUAAUACAUGUGAAAAUCCUAAAACAUAUACUAGAUGAAGUAUUUAGUCGUGACAAAUAGCUAUAUAUAUAUUCAUCAUAUUAUAUAAUAUUGGCAAUUGAAAUUAUGGAACCAAAAAACGGGCUGAUCUUAUAGACUCUUUGUAUGUACACAUCAAUAAAUAGAUAUAUUGUAAUUAAGAUGAAACACUAGUAUUGUCUGUUAAUUUAUACACAUCAUUUUAAUACAUUUGGUAUACUUAUAUAUGUUAUAUUUUAUUCUUUUUGACAUCAUAUGUUACGUUAAAUAGAAAUUAAUGUUUCUCAGCAUUCGUAUCAUCGAAUCAUUUUAUCUUUAUUAUAUUAAGAUAUAUCUUUAUCUUUAUUUAACAUUUUUACCAAAAUAGAAGAAUUAUUUUAUGUUUCCUUUUUUUUUUUUCCCAAAUUGAAUUCAUUCAUAAUCGAAUUACCGGUAUUCAUACACAAGCUGGCGGCAAAACGAAAUAGCCCCAGAACCAAAAGCCCAUAAGAAGCGGCGGCUAAAACCCACACUGGGGCGACUAAAACCCACACUCGGGUGAUUUGAAACAAACACAAACUAUAAAAACUAAAUCAACACUAGCACCAAAAGCACGUUAACAUCCACGCAAAAGCCACAUCAGAUCACUUAGCAAUUUUUUAAAACAGAGUAAAUGUCAAUGGUCGGGAAGUACCGCUGCUGCCUAUAGCCCGCCACCCGGCACCCUCCACUACUGCACCCAAACCACACUUAUCGCUGCUGCUCGCCGCCAAACGAUAAGACCAAAACCCGGGGACUUCAAACCUCGACAAGGGGAACCACUGCUCGGUCCACGCGCCUUGGAUACAUAAACACUCUACGAUCAAAGAAAGAAGCUCGCCCAACCACCAAGAAGAUGAAGCCUUGCCAAGAACCUCUCCAACACUCACGGGAAAGGAACCAAACGACAAGCAACCAAAUGACACAUAACCCCUAGAACAAAGACUGCUAAGUCACAACCAUCAAGACGCUUACACCCAUGGCCUAUAACGAUUAAGACUCACACACCUAACGGUACAAGAGCCCAAUCAAAACGCUAAUUACCAUAGCUGGGGAUGCAAAAGACGGGACAGAAACAACCGCCGCAAGGACAAGACCCCCAAUUCCCGCUCGUCCACUCCACCACAAAGACCCAGCUUUGAAUAAGAAACGAUGACAAGAACACUGGACGAGUCCGCCAUGAACCUCGCGCAUCACCUAGACAUGGAGAGCACCGCAAAAGUCUGAAGGAGAAAACCAGAUCUGUCGGUGACACUUCCCAAAAGCCGACUCCCUUGCUCUACCAAGCUCACACCAACUCGUCGGAACACCAGAAAGCUCACCCACCGGCGAAGAUAGUUCUCCACAGAGCAGAACCCGACACUUACCGACGUUGAAAAACCCAGAAUCCCAGAACAUAUCGAAGAUGGAUCUUGUUAGAACCAGGAAGCAAUGAUAAAACUAGAUCUAAGAGAAAAAGUAGCUUCCGACGUCGGAGAGACCAACGCCGGAGCAAAGCAGGAAGAACACUUUCUGAAACUUUGGGAGAAAAGAGAGAGAAGAGAGAGGCGUGACCAGUGUUUCAAAUCUGUAGUCUUGAAUUAUUUUAUGUUUCCUUUAAAAUCCCCUUUAAAAGAGACGUGAUUUAUCAUAACUCAUAUACCUGAUACUAUUUCCGAAUAGUUUCAUGGCCCUACUUCCAUUUGUAAAAAGUCAGCUCUUUUAAGAAAAUUGGAACUUCAAAUGAAUCAAACUAAAGUUCUGAAUAAUUGUACACGCGAGACCUUUUUGAUUAGUAUCCAUUGAUUGAAUACUCUGAUUUCGUCAAAAGAUAAUGAUUGAUUAUUUAAAUUCCAAGAUGUUUUUUUUUUUGCUAACAAAUACUAAGUAAUUUCACUCCUGUGUUUUGUUAGGUUGUGACUUGUGAGGGAACAUAACUCUAUAGACUUUUUGUUUUGUUUGACAAAAACUCUGUAGACUAGUAACAUAGAUUUAGAUAGCAACCCACAUUCCUCAAUUCUUUGAUUAAUUCGUGCUACUAAAGCUGUUACAAAUGACUUUAUCAGAAAUUCAUAAUUUACAAGCCAUCUUUGAAAUAAAUUCAAAGACAAAAGGCGCCCUUUAUAACAAUUUUAAUCAUAGAUUUAAAUUAGUCAAAAAUAUAAUGUUAGUGCCAUAAAACUUCUAAUAUUUUGGAAUCCUAAAAAUGUUUUAAAAAAUAUUUCUUACCACUGGUAUUAUUUAGUGCCAUAAACAAAAUUAUAAAUUGCAGUAUAUACCGUCUAUUUAGGAAUAAUAAUCCUCUUGCUUAUGAAUUUCAAUUAAAAAAAUAAAAUUAUUUGAUUAGAGUCCACAUCCUACAUAUAUUUAACUAGCACGGAAUUCCAAAUGCAUAUAGUAAACGUAAAAUAUUUGAAAAUGCGGAUGCAACUUUUUUUUUUUUUUGUAGGAAGCGAAUAUGUUUGGGAAACAUCCAUAAAGUAUACAAUAAUUAAUAUGAAAUUUGUUAGCCUAAAUUAGGAAUGUCAAAAAGAAGUAAUUAAAUUACUACAUACAAGAUCAUAACAAAAAAAA
Brassica rapa (field mustard) is the source of this 14190-nucleotide messenger RNA. Its product is annotated as putative transcription factor bHLH041. Gene Ontology annotation, molecular function: protein dimerization activity. Lineage: Eukaryota; Viridiplantae; Streptophyta; Magnoliopsida; Brassicales; Brassicaceae. The record is from RefSeq and is a predicted model, not a curated record.